This is a messenger RNA of Theileria equi strain WA, 1407 nucleotides long. Its product is annotated as haloacid dehalogenase-like hydrolase family member protein. The coding region runs from base 1 to 1407 and encodes 468 amino acids. Gene Ontology annotation, cellular component: cytosol. The transcript is spliced from 2 exons. The record is from RefSeq and is a predicted model, not a curated record. Gene Ontology annotation, molecular function: magnesium ion binding; phosphatase activity. Lineage: Eukaryota; Apicomplexa; Aconoidasida; Piroplasmida; Theileriidae.
AUGGCGCGUUGUAUUCUCCUUUUCCUCUUGGCCUCUCUAGUGUGUAUCGCCAAAUCGCACGUUGUGGACAUUUCCCUCGACACCUUCCAGGGUGUGUCUUCUAGGGACUUUUUUGUGUUUAAAAUCCCCCUGAGAAUUUACAUUUCGGACGCAAACUUGACGAUUCUCGAGGUGGUUGACAGUUUUAGGACCCUCUGGAAAGCCGAGCAUGAGGGCUCCUACUGCAAGUACGUCUGGGUCUACUGGUCUCCUGACCGGCAGGCGCUCGUGGAACUGCUCGUCGUAGACGCAGAGUCAAAGAUGGAGAGGAUAUCGUACAAGAAAGAGAGAUUCAUUUGGGAGAGAAUCGAUAAUCACGCAUUCAAUGCAGCCUUUUAUCGGACGAAAUCAGAGUUUGAAUUGAUGGAAAGGAGUAUAAUGAGUAGUGGAAAAGCAUCAGAAGAAGGAAUCAGAGCUUCUGUGGGCUCUGCUGAUUCCACACCUGGUCCCGAUUGCCAUAAUGGCAACGAGUCCAAAGCCGUAGUAGACGGAGAAGGAGGUGAAAAGAAUGUACAAGACCCUGCAAGUGGCCAGAUUGUUGAAUUUGUAAGGCCAGAAAAACCUCCAAAGUUUUUUGCAAUCGAUUUUGAUGAAACGUUUUACAUUCAUGAUAAAGAGGCCUUUGAAAAGAACAUCAAGGCCUUUUCCAAAGUUAGACAAAUGGGUUACAUCCCAUUUAUUUGUACAGCACGUCCAUUCGAGACGGUCAUGCGUACGCUUGGGGAGGAUUUCGUGACCAAGACUGGUUAUGACGGUUAUCCUGGCAUAUAUCUCAGCGGGUCAGUCGUUUACGAUGUUGAUGGAUCGGUUCUUCACGUCUCCAAGUUUUCGAGGGAGUUUUUGGCUGCAUUCUUGGACUACAUUGAGAAGGAGGACCUCAAGGACCAGUGCAUCUUCUACGAUACUCGCAAGAACUAUGCUCUGGUAGAUCCAAAGGAGGUAGUUUCUCGCGUCCUGGUCAUUGACGACAUUCCGUACCCCAAAAUUGCGACUCCCGAGGAAAUCCUCGAGAUGGAGAUCAUCUCCAUCGUGACAACGAACGCGGACAUGGAUAUUCCAAUGGUAACUCGAGGCAUCGACUUCUCUAGUCGCUGUAUGGGCAGCAAUUACCUGGCAGAGAUCUGUCCCAUAACCAUCACCAAAGUAGACGCCCUAAAGAUUUUGAUGGAGCGCCACGGCGAGAGGGCCUCAGCUUUUGGGUUCAUUGGAGACGGACUGAACGAUAUGGAGUCCAUGGGCCUCUCGGAAAUCUCCUUUGCGGUAGCCAACGCGUCUCCAGAGGUCAAAAGGCAUGCAAAAUGGGUUCUUCCGCACUCGUACCUGAUGUCAGCCUUUGCAACAGCAAUGGAACUGGUCUAUAACAUUUAG